This is a messenger RNA of Lytechinus variegatus (green sea urchin), 2385 nucleotides long. RefSeq lists its product as uncharacterized. The record is from RefSeq and is a predicted model, not a curated record. Lineage: Eukaryota; Metazoa; Echinodermata; Echinoidea; Temnopleuroida; Toxopneustidae. The transcript is spliced from 6 exons. The coding region runs from base 309 to 1304 and encodes 331 amino acids.
CCCUGGGCGCAGGGUGCUUGAUCACUUCCGUGGGGGUAUAUAUCAGGGUAAAUGCUCUUCUCGGGGACAUUAAUUCUCAAAACGAGGGGAAAAAGCUCACGUUGAUCGACGAUCCUGUCCUCCGGACUCUCUAAACUUUUUUUUCGAUUACUUGUAUGAUUUCAUGGUUGCAUUUCUCAGUUUUUCCGCUUCCCUGGCUGGAUGAUACGUCGUUAAUACAGCUUCUACAUAAUUUUGGAACAUAUAGCUCAUGAUGAUAGCACUACGACUAGAGUGCACGUAAGGUGACGUCAAACUAAACAUCAAGAAUGGGAAACAGUGGCAGUUCACCGAUGGGUGCAUCCGUGCCAAUCAACUCCCAGGGACUUGAAAAUCGCCCUCCCCUAGAGAAACCAAUCAACAUCACUAAUAACAACUCUUCCAUCAAGACACCAAAGGAUCCUCCGUCCACCAAUGGUAUCGAGAAAGAGUUGAUCAGUAUGAACGGAAGCGGCAGCCACGACGUGAUUUUGAACAAGGACAACGAGCCGUUAAUCGGGGAGAACACCAAGUUUGAAUGGGACAGACAGGUACCCCUCAUGGACCCCACCGUAGUGGCCAUGAUGGUAGAGAAGAUGGAGAUGAUGAAGAAGAUGAAGAAGAUGGGAGGGCGCCCUCCGAUGAACAAUGGGCAAGAACCAAACGGGACGGUGGUGGACGGGAAGAUGCCAACGAACGGUAACCUGCAUCCGGCACCUUUGAAUGGUAACACGACAUCCAACAAACGGUUACCACCGAAUGGUACCCACCCCCAUGGAAAGGCUACGCCCAACGGUGCACACCCCGUGAAUGGGAAGAUGCCGCCGAAGUUCCCCAAGCUCUUGGGCAGUACAGAAAAUGCUGUUCGGAUUGUGAGGCAUAUGAAGACAGUGUUCAAUUCAGAUGAAGUACAGGACCUCUGCGAUGAAAAACUGGAUUCGACAGACAGCAACAUGAUGUUCAAAAUGAUGCAAUGUAAACUGGAAAUGGAAUUCAAAUUCUUAAACGACCUGGGUAUGGGUCACCUCACGCAGCUGAUCAAACAAGGAAAACUCCCUCCUGUUGUGCAAUUGGUCUUCAUAUGCUACCAAGACGAUCCAGAGGUCUUAAAGGAAAUGGCAUUUGUUGGUCCCAUAUUUUCAAAGCGACCCGAUCUAAUGGUUAGAAAAGGAGACGCAGUUCCGAAUAUCAUCCUGAGGACUUGCUCCGAAGAGGCAGUGACGCUGAACGAACUUCAUCUAAACAAAAACCUCCCCCUUGUUGUCUUUGCUGCCUCAUCAUCCUGACCCCCGCUUCAGGCCUGUUUAAUAGGUGGAGCUCUCUCUGACUUGCUGGAGAGUUACCGAACGCAGGCCGAGUUCUUAGUAGUUUACUUGGAGGAGGCUCAUGCCAAAGGGGAAUUUGGCAUGGGAAGUAAGAUGAGUAGGAAUUCUAGACAUUCCUCUAUCCAUGAUAGAAUCAAUGCGGCAAAGGAUCUAGUAGCACUGGACAAAACUCACAGUUGCUGUUUAACCGAAGACAUUUCCGACACCAGUCGAAUGCGGGUUGUAGUGGACACCAUGGACAAUACCUUUACGUCUCGCUUUGACGCCUUCCCCGAUCGCGCGUUCAUCAUCCGCAACGAACAAGUGGCGUACAUUGGUUCCGAUAUUAUGGACCAAAUGGAACACCCCGAACGGCUGAUGACGGACGAGAUCCGCGUCUGGUUGAAAGAGAAUAAAGAGAACAUUUAAAUGAUUAUUCCAGCCGCCAUUAGACCGUCAGAGUGACUUUUUUUUAUUCUGGCGCGUUUCAAAGUCGAGGACAUGACGAACAUGCAGCUUCAGAGACUUUUAGAUAGACGCCAAUCAAAGAAGAGCAUUGCGUGUUUGAAAAUUGCCGUUAGCAUGGUUAGCCCGUACUGCUUUGCACGCUGGCAAAUUGAAAGGAAGAAAGCGAGAUGGCUCUAUAUCCACAUUUGGAUAGCGUACGUCGUCAUCAGACAUGACAGAUACAUUUGUCUCUGUUUUAAGGGAGACGUCACUUUUGUCUCUCGUUUACCUGUUAAUUGUCUCCCGAGACAUGCUAUAUAGACCGUCGCAGUUCGACAUAAACGCGUAUGAGUCCCCAUCAAACAGAGAUGUCAUCAACUGCGCACUUGUAAAGUCGACAUCGGGGGUCUUUUCACGAGGAGUUUUUGUAAGAGAUUUUUUUUUCACUAAUUCGCUCUCGGCCAAUAGGAUGCGAAGAUUUCAACUAGUUCAGAAGACCAGUCAGUGAAAAAUUACGGGGAAAUGAAGCAUUUCAUGAAACAAAUACAUGUAGUGAUUUUCAAAUGUUGCUAAACCUAUAGAAAUCUUUGUAUCUUAUUGGCUUACCCCCCCCCCC